GUUGUCUGCCUCCUAAAUCGGAACAAAAACUUUUUUAAUGUCAAAUACAGAUGUUCAUGUUCUGGCCACGUACCCCUUACCAUGGCAACAUGCAUCCAGCCCCAGACAACACCAUCUUGCGAAAUAUGCAAAUUAAUUUUAAAUGGCGACAUCCUGGAAGCCAAGAGUACACUUUCAUCUUUGGAUAAAUAUGAAGAUGUUGAUGGUUUAUCUGUUUUCCUUCUCGCUAAAUUUUAUCUGAACUUCCUAAAGGAGUUUUCCCACUCAGAAGGCUUGGGGCUCUCUGCUGCAUGGACAAAUGAACAAGUAAGGAAAGGUGAAAAGAGAGGGGAGGUGUUUUCCUUGAUGAAAGAGUUGCUCCGUCAUGGAGUUUCUUCAAAUACACACCACUAUGGAGAGACACCCUUUCUGUGUGCAGUUAGCACACACGACACUGACUUUAUCCGAAUUAUAUUAGAACAUGGUGCUGAUGUAAAUUUGAAAACUCUUGAAACGAAAAUGAAUGCCAUAGCAUUAACAAUUAUUUUGAAUGAUGCGAAUAUACUGAAACUCUUGUUUUCUUUUGGUGCUAAAGUAAAUGGCCCAUGUUGCCAAGAUUUGACUCCUUUACAGCUCUCAUUGAACAAGUCAAUAGAUGUUUCAAAAGUGCUCUUACAAAAUGGUGCCGAUGUCCAACAAGUUAUGCAGAUGCAGGGACGAGAAGUGCUCCUCACGACUCCUCCUUUGAUUCAUGCAGUUGAAACAGACAACCUCUUCUUAGCAUCUAUUCUUCUCGAACAUGGUGAAGAUGUAAACCAAGGUUAUGGAGCCUGCUCGCAUUCUCCUAUUCAUUUUGCAAUCAUUAGGAGCAACAGCGAUAUGGUAAAAUUGUUAAUUCAGUAUGGGGCUAAUCUGAAUAAGCGUAACGGCAGAGGAACGACACCAUUGGCUCUGGUGCUUAGCCAUUGCAAGGGCCCAAUGAUCACUACCUUGACUGAGGCUCUUAUGUCAGCUGGCUGCAGUCGCACAAAAGGCAGUCCCAUAGCUGUGUUUAGAAAACACUAUCCACCCUUACAUAUUGCUGCCUUCUUUGGGUCUGAUUAUCAUCUGGAGUUUAUCAAAAGGCUAAUUGAGAUGUCAGAUAUUGUUGAAAUGGAUAGAAUGAACACUCUGGCAGACAACCUUCAAAGUUGUUCAUUAAGUUAUGAAACAGACCCCAUUGUUGGACCAUCUAGACAAAACUUAAGAAGAAGUUUAAGUUGCUCUGAGCGGACUUCAAACUUGACCAUAAAAGAGCAACAGGCAUUCAUUAAUACCCAAGCAAUUGAUGGCUCAACUGCAUUGCAUAUGGCAGUUCUUGGAAACAACUUGGCUGGCGCACAAUUUCUGAUCAGCCAAGGGGCGGACCCAUAUAUUUCUUGCCAAAAUGGAAGCCUUCUCCAUGCUGCUGUAAUGGCCACCCAAAUGGGUGAAGAGUUACUAAAAUUUGUUUUAAAAUUCAACUUUGAUCUUAACAAGAAAAAUGAUGACGGGAAUACAAGCUUGAUUCUUGCUUCCCGCAAGGUCACUGCUGGUGUAUGUCGCUUGUUAAUUGAAAACGGGGCCUUGCUCAAUGUUCAGGAUGGAAGGUAUGGCGAGACCGCCCUCUCGACCAGUGUGUAUUUUGGAUUUGAAGACAAUGCUGAACUGCUGAUAAGCCAUGGGGCAAGUGCAGACUUACCAGACCACAGGGACACAAAUGCGAUGUACUGGGCAAUAUUCAACUGCCGGGAGAGAGCGUUGAGGUUACUCUUACAAGCUGGUGCAAGGUUAACAAGAGCGGAACUUUCCACAUAUCCCAAGAACAUCAAGGUGAUGCGCAAUCCCGAACUGAAGGCCUUGCUCUAUGACUACGUCAGCCAACCCCAUAGUCUACAACACCUCUGUCGCUAUGGGAUACGAGGGCACCUAGCUCAAACACAUGGUGGUCGGACCAUAAUUCCUGCUGUGAUGUCACUUCCUCUACCUCCUCCAUUGAAGAGCUUCCUGGCUUUAAACACUACCUCAUGAGAAAGAUUUGCAGAAACAUUUUAUUUUGUUGUUGAAAUGCUACAGGGUUGUCAAGACCAUUUGGCCAUUGUUCAGGUGAAAUGAGUUGAUUUACAAUUAGUGAAAUAGCACGCAUCGAGGAUAAAACUUAAUGCAGAUUUAGUGAAAAUAUCGUCAAUUUUUGGUUAGGUAACAAGAGAUAUAAGGUGAUAUGAAUCUUGUUCUACAUUUAAUUGAUCAUAUAGAGUUUUUAUGGCUGGUUAUAUGGAUAUUUAGUAUAUCAUCUUUAAUAUAACUCAAGUCAGCAGCUUUUUUAGUAGUCAGGCUGAACAUUUUAGACAAGUAAAAGUUAGCAAUAUAUGUCCUAUUGAAAUAUGUAAAUAUAAAAUAUUUUUCAGCCAUGAGCCAAAAUGAAAAUUUCACAGGUGAUAUAAAUUUCUAUCCAACACUACAAUUCAGCUUAAUUUUUGUUGAUAAUGUGCUAAAAUUUUAGAAAAAUGUUAAUUUUAUUGGAAAUUUGUAAGAGAAACAAAAUGUUGUGACCUCAUUUGGGAGAUGUUAUUUUAACAAAUUAAGACCCUGCUAAGUGAACCUGGCAUUGGUACUAUUAUAAACCAACAUGGGAACAAUUACGAUAAGGGCAGUGAAAUGCAGUUACUUUAAUGAAAAAAAAGAUAUUUCAUUGAGAAACAUUAUUUAUUUUAUUAUUAACUUACACUUCUAUUUCAUUUUUUAUCUUAGUAAUAUAAUUGAAUUCACUACAUUUGAAAUUGAGUUAGUUACUGUUAUCACAUAUAUCAGGCCGUGCAAGAUUGAUUUAAUGUUUGACGUCUUCUGGAUUUGGGUCGACGAAACCAAAUAAAAAGCAUUCAAAAGUCAAGAUAUGCUAGAGAAAGCUAUUUUAAUUAAGAUUAUGUUAAAAUGGAUAGAUCCAGAAGUAGAAUAUACGUCAUUAUAUACAUUUAACAUUAUUCGACUUAAGCAAUUUAUGCCCCAGUUACAUGUAGUAUAUUGUUUUGUCUCUUUGCCAAGAGAAGUUUGCACUUUAUAGGAAUCAUGCGGGUUACCACUCCUCUGUCCGUCCAUCCCACUUUCCUGUCCCAUCCAUAAAUUAGUAAAACGUGGAUUGAUUUGAAAGCAAAAUGCGUUUUGUGACCACCAUUAGAUGACGAUGUGUGGCGCGUAGACCUGGGUUCAUAGCUAUAAUAUCUUGACCAUUGCACUCCUUAAAACUUUGUAAGUUACAGUUGUUCAUGUUCGGUCCAUAACUUUGUCAUACUGGGUGGGAUUUCGAAAUAACUUUGCAUUAGUGCACACCAUGAGAUGACAUGUCACGCGCCACACCCAGGUCCACAGCUUUGAUAUCAAGGUCACUGUGUGGCCUCGAACAUUGAGAGUUUUGCUAUAUAAGCCUUACUGAUAAUGUUGAUUCAUGUCCAUACCUGCCAUGCAUGGUUAAAUUCUGAAAUAAUGACCACAAUAAGGAGACGACAUCCGCAUUCUUAAAUUUCAAGGUCAAGGUCACUCACAUGGCUGGGUCAAUGUAUUUGCGCAUGUUUGUGCGUGUUUGAGUUAUGUGUUAGGCUAUAUUUAACAUUAAAAGUUGAUCUUGCGGCAAAUAAAAAUUGAUUUUCUUCGUAUUAUCUUUAAACAUAUAUAACGGUAUGAUGUUUAUUGGCUCGACUAUUGGAAGAGUAAGGAGAGCUAUCUUAGUCACCUGAGCUUCGGCGUAACCACUUAUGUUAAAGUUUGCGUACCACCUCAAAUAUUUUCAAAGUCCACUGACAUAUGGCUUUCACCAUCAUGCCCCCAACCUGUACACAGGAGGAGGUAACUGUAUCAGGCAUUUUGACAAAAUUAUGCCCCUUUUUCGACUAAGAAUUUACGUUAAAGUUUGCAUACCACCUUAAAUAUUUUCAAAGUCCAUUGACAUAUGGCUUUGAAACUUUGCUCGCUUGUUCACCAUCAUGCCCCCAACCUGUACACAGGAGGAGGUAACUCUAUCAAGCAUUUUGACAAAAUUAUGCCCCUUUUUCUACUUAGAAUUUACGUUAAAGUUUGCGUACCACCUCAAAUAUUUUCAAAGUCCAUUGACAUCUGGCUUUGAAAAUUUGCACGCUUGAUCACCAUCAUGCCCCCAACCUGUACACAGGAAGAGGUCACUGUAUCAAGCAUUUUGACAGAAUUAUGCCCCUUUUUCGACUUAGAAUUUACAUUAAAGUUUGCGUACCACCAAUUUAUGUAAAUAGCUCAGCACAUCAUGUAUUGCAUUUGAAAUCUAAUCUAAGUGAUCCAUGCAUGUUUCGCCAAAACUUUUCAAUCUAUACACUGAAAAGCGGCGGAAUAGUCGAGCGCGCUGUCUCUGUGACAGCUCUUGUUUUAAUAUUUGCCAAACAAAGUCAAACAAAAACAUCCUUUGUCAAUGUGGAGUGUUGGUGCAGUCAUCAUUUCUGUGAUAUCUUUAGUUAUUCCAACGUUUUUAAAAUGGAAUUGGAUACUAAAAAAUGGAAUCAUGGUGUGCCUUAAUUUCCCAUGUAUUAAAAUCAUGGACCUUAAAGUGACUCGCUCAUGGUUUGUAAAAUGCACUCUUUUUUAAUUACAAAAUAAAGUUUGGCAAAUCAUAAGCAGUGUUAAAAAUACCAAGAGCUGGAACCCUUCAGGAAAUGUUGAUAUUUGCUUAAAUAUCAUCUUUGAAGACCACAAUAACGUUUUGAAAAUUAAUUACGGCUGUGGUGUUGCAUGAUUUGUUGAUUGACAUUGUCACACGAUAUCUUAAACAGGUCAACAUAUCCACCACUUCUGUUAAAGUCCCGGUGGUGGUGUGGACUAGCAGGCUUUUUUAUUUUCUUUUUUUUACUUGACCGGUGUAGGUCUGAACCCCACUAAAACCAGAACACUUUUUUAUGCUAUAAAUGUAUUUUGUUCUGCAAUUUCUAUAUCAUAGAGAAAAAUAAUGUUAAAAUAAACACAGAUGCAUUACCAGGAAAACUAUUUUUUCUUCCAAAAACAUGAGCAAGUCACUUUAAUAUGAAUUCCUAUUUUUAAAGAUUUGAAUACAAAUACUAGUAAGUAUGCUUUGUACCACAUUUCAAGUAAUUUUAAGAAAUUGUUGUAUAUUUGUGUAAUGAUAUGUAUAUACAUGCAUAUUUAUAUAUUGUAUUUUGUGAAAACAUUCCUUUGGUGGAUAAAUAAUGUCAUACACUGCAUCAGUAUGGAAACUAAUAUGAUUAAAAUGCGAUCUAAGGAGUGACAGUGGUCUAGUAGUAAAGAUGUCCACCUACCAACAAAAAGAUUGUGUGAUAAAUCCCCACCAGGAUAACUUUCCCACGGCCCCUGAAAAUGGCCACCAGUACUAGUUUCUAUCCAGGAAACGUACUUCAGCCAUCAGUGUUGUCACCAUCUUGCUGUAAGAAAUAAGUUGAAACUUAACUGUGAUUGAAGGUUUCACUGCAUGUUUCAGAGAGCUUCUUUAAUACAUGUACAUGGAUCAAAUUUCUGUGAUAUAAGAUUAUUACGUUGAGCUUGUCAUUGUUCAUGUUACAUGCUACUAGGUUUUCACAUAUUAAUGUAGAUACCAGGGAAACGCUGCAGGACACACUCGAUUGGGGAACUAGGCAUUUCGUACCCUGACCAUUUCGUACCCUCCGAUUUUUUUGGUUAUUUCGUACCCUUUAGAUAGUCAUUUCGUACCUGACCUAUUCGUAUCGUAUUUGUUACUUUGGUUUAUCAGAUUCUUUUUUUCAUAUAUAUGUUAAUUAGUUGAGUCUUUAUCCACUCCAUUAUUGUUUUUCAUAUGAAAAACAACUUACAAUAUAAAUUAAAUAUAGGGUACGAAAUGACUACAGGUUGGUUACGACAUGACUAUAAACCUUGAUUGCAGCACAGAUGUACUAUACAUACAGGAGCAGGGACAU
Messenger RNA from Mya arenaria, 5921 nucleotides. Its product is annotated as ankyrin repeat and SOCS box protein 14-like. The record is from RefSeq and is a predicted model, not a curated record. Gene Ontology annotation, biological process: intracellular signal transduction. The transcript is spliced from 4 exons. Gene Ontology annotation, molecular function: protein binding. Bases 82 to 2028 code for a protein of 648 amino acids. NCBI's taxonomy places the organism in Eukaryota, Metazoa, Mollusca, Bivalvia, Myida, Myidae.